Chlamydomonas reinhardtii is the source of this 2013-nucleotide messenger RNA. RefSeq lists its product as uncharacterized. Lineage: Eukaryota; Viridiplantae; Chlorophyta; Chlorophyceae; Chlamydomonadales; Chlamydomonadaceae. The record is from RefSeq and is a predicted model, not a curated record. The transcript has 7 exons. Bases 416 to 1252 code for a protein of 278 amino acids.
CUUAUGGCACACCAACAAACAGUAUGUGAAGGCCCGAUUAGCUUUGCGAUAGCGAUGCACAGCGACGAGAGCCGCGCGACACUUCGGCAAGCCCUCAGGGCCUUUGGCCUCGCUGACGCGGAAGUUGAAUGCUUUACCGACGCUGACAUAGACUUCCUGUUAUUUCACGGCUUCAAGACCCUUGAAAGCCUUGGCUGGGCUCGCCCACGCCUUCUUUAUGAGGGCGGGGUGCGGCCGGUCCUUGUGGGCUAUAUCAAGCAAGCGAUAGGUGCGCUGGCAUUGUGAGCACUUACACAAGGGUAUCGCGAAGCAGCGGCCUGUCCGAGGGAGCCUUCAAGGACGGUCAGGCGCUGUAGCUUCCACGCGCUCUGGGCCCGCCGUUCUGACAUAUGCCGCACGCACGGUCCUUACAUGCAUGAAUGCAGAGCGCGCAGCGGCGGCGGCAGAAUCAGGGCCAGCAGCGCCUGCUCCCUCGGACACUGGUGCCCGGGACCAGCGCGGCGCUGCUGUGACGGGCGCGUCAGAAUUCUGGUGGAGCGCCUGGCUACCCUCCGCGUCGGUACGGGGCGCGCAACCGCCGGAGCAUCAGCCUCAGCAGCCGGCGUCUUCUUCAUCAGCAGUGGGCCCGGUCGCACAGACGACGGCGGCGUUUGCGAUAGCGAUGCACAGCGAGGAGAGCCGCGCGACACUUCGGCACGCCCUCAGGGCCUUUGGCCUCGCUGACGCGGAAGUUGAAUGCUUUACCGACGCUGACAUAGACUUCCUGUUAUUUCACGGCUUCAGGAACCUUGAAACCCUUGGCUGGGCUCGCCCACGCCUUCUUUAUGAGGGCGGGGUGCGGCCGGUCCUUGUGGGCUAUAUCAGGCAAGCGAUAGAGCGCGCAGCGGCGGCGGCAGAAUCAGAGCGCGCAGCAGCGGCGGCAGAAUCAGGGCCAGCAGCGCCUGCUCCCUCGGACACUGGUGCCCGGGACCAGCGCGGCGCUGCUGUGACGGGCGCGUCAGAAUUCUGGUGGAGCGCCUGGCUACCCUCCGCGUCGGUACGGGGCGCGCAGCCGCCGGAGCAUCAGCCUCAGCAGCCGGCGUCUUCUUCAUCAGCAGUGGGCCCGGUCGCACAGACGACGGCGGCCUCGCAUGUUUCGCCCGCCGGGCACGUUCCUGACGUGGACUGCACAAACUUGUCACCGCAGCAGCAGCGGCUGUCAGCCACCUGCCGCCGGCGCCGCGCGCAUUUAGCGGACCCUGGCCAGCAGUAGUACGAGGGUGUUCCUUCAUGAGGGGGCAGGGGCGUCAGUUUGCGUGCCUUGGAGAAUGUUGCCAUCGUGUAGACGUACACUGACUUGCGCUUAAUGCGCAUAAUGCGUGUGUGGCGUUCGCCAUGCGCGCGGCACAGUGUGCCGCGCGCAUGGCGAACGCCACACACGCAUUAUGGCACUGUGCCGCGCGCAUGGCGAACGCCACACACGCAUUAUGGCACGAGGAUCGGCUGGGUUGGGCGGCUAUGGGGUUAAUUGCCCAGCCUAUAGCACGGCGCAUCGUUGUCAUCAAUCGCGAAUUUGGUAGCGGAUCGUAAAUUCGUAAUGGCUGGCCAGCAGGGGCUGCUUGCAUGCUGCAGCCAGCGCCCGACCAUCCGCACGCGCGCGUCGUCUCAUGCAUAGUAGUCUUGUAACUGGCGCUCCCAUUUGACAUGUGUUCUUCCCCUGGGCGACAGGAGUGUGACAGGCGUGCAUUUUGCGCGUGGAGUGACGGAGAACGUGUCUGGGGCAGGUUGGCGCGGAACGGUGUAUUGCAUGGGAUGCCGGAGUACGGGAGAAGAGAGCAGAGAGAUGCUAGGUCGCUUGAGAUACUUGAGAGAGCGGCUAAUGCGCAUGCGCCGUCUCAUUCCGAUGCUGGACUCGGACUCAAGCUCGGACUGCUCUAUAUGGAACGUGUAUGGGGUCCCACCAUUUCCCAUAGGAUGCUGGACAUGGGGCCCCUCCGCCCUCCCGCCCCAAUGCCUAAUGAGCCAUAUAAGCUG